Molecule: messenger RNA, 1810 nt
Organism: Solenopsis invicta (red fire ant)
Lineage: Eukaryota; Metazoa; Arthropoda; Insecta; Hymenoptera; Formicidae
Gene: Herp
Product: homocysteine-responsive endoplasmic reticulum-resident ubiquitin-like domain member 2 protein
Exons: 4
Coding region: 314-1432 (372 amino acids)
Biological process (GO): endoplasmic reticulum unfolded protein response
Molecular function (GO): protein binding
Source: RefSeq, a predicted model, not a curated record
CGAUAUCAGAUGACUGACAUUUGACGGUAGUCGCGUACAUCGCGUAUGGUUGCGUACGAUCGGUCGACGGAAUUUAUUCAUUUGUCGGAGUAACGUCAGAGUAACGUUGUGAGAAUUGCGUGAGCAAGAAAUUAAAGAUCAGCGUUCUAUUCUCACGUCACGCAAUCGACGAAGGGGAGCGAUCGACACAUCGCCGACUUCGACUUUGACUCCGUCUCCGGUUAAACUACGACGAGACGAGACAAGAAUUGUUAAUUGCUGUUGCGUACUACGUCAACAGCUGACCUCGGCCUAGCUGUGAUACGUCGAGAGGAUGGCAGACGUCGCCAUUAAUCUUAUAAUAAAGGCACCGAAUCAGCAGAUCAAGGACCAGGUGGUCAAAUGCGAUCUCGGCUGGACCAUUGGCCGUUUGAAGGAAUACUUGUCAGAGGUCUAUCCCAGCAAGCCAGAAAGUUCACAUCAGAAAUUAAUCUAUUCUGGUCAAUUGUUGAACGAUUCUGCACAACUGAAAGAUAUUUUGAGACAGUGCGAUGAUUCAGAAGAUCAAUCGUAUACUGUUCAUCUAGUUUGUACUCCGCAAAAAAUGUGCACAACUAAGGCUACAUCGGAUCAAAAUCGAUCGACUGAAAGAAAUGCGGAUGCUUCGUCUGCAAUGAGAAACACUCAUAUUAGAAGUAAUAAUGUUCAGAAUCAAAGUCACGAAAAUGCUAAUGUUACUACAUCUCAGCAUCAACAAUAUUUAUCUCGGCAGUACCUUGAUCCUCGAAAUAGCCAACAGUUAGCCUGGAUGCAACAGGCAUAUACGCAUUAUUUUACACAGUACAUGCAACUAAUGGCAGCGCAAGGUAUACAGUUGCAAGCCAGUAUUCCAUAUCUCCAGCAGAUGAAUAUUAAUACAAGCGACACAGCUCAACAUACAUAUACGAGUAAUAACAACAACAAUGUUGGUGACGAACAACCCCAACUAGCAGCUCAAGAUGCAGCCGAUAUUAAUGCGGGAAAUAACGGAGCGGGCGAGGACGCUGCGUUUAAUCGCGAUUGGUUGGAUUUCUUCUACAUGUUGUCUAGGAUCGUCGUUCUAUUUGGUAUAGUGUAUUUUUAUUCGUCUCCUCUCAGGUUCCUCAUCGUCACGUUUUUGGGAUUUGCGAUAUAUCUAUAUCAGGGCGGUUUCUUCAGGGUACAACCAAUCUUAUUAGCUGAAAAUAAUAACGGACGCGCAGAUAACAACAAUCAAGUAUUGCAGAACGAAGUAGUAGGUCCUCAGGUUGUGCCGCAGCAGCAAAACGCUCAAGUGCCAACCGUGCAACCGGAAGCACGAACGAACGCCAAUGAGGAGAAUGAGGAACAACGGCCAGGCGCUCUCGCUUUUACUUGGACCUUCUUCAGUUCAUUUUUUGCCUCGCUUAUUCCAGAUCAGCCAAAUGUCAUUUAAUCCCAUCUGGAUAUUCCAUUCGUAAAAUCGGCUUUCUUUUCCUCUAUAUUUAUAAGGACUGGAGAAUAUGACUUUACCACGAUAUACCAGACUUAAAAAAUAUUUAACAGUUUGUAGAGUCUAAUGUGCUUAAGCUCGUGAUUAAUUCAUAUAUUCCUAUGAACGUACUGAAAGUCUGAUCAGUUUUAUGAUACCCAAGAUUUUUGUAUCUGAAUCAAAUAUACGUAUAUAAAUGUUCACAUGUAUGUUAAUAAUCGACAUACGCUUAAGAUUGAUGACAAUUAUCAUGGAAAACUAAUUUCAAAAAAUUAUAUAUGUGUAAUCAGUUUAACUUAUUGAUAGACUCACAAUUCACAAAAUAAAAUAACGGUCACGUUA